Phanerochaete carnosa HHB-10118-sp is the source of this 1246-nucleotide messenger RNA. RefSeq lists its product as uncharacterized. The coding region runs from base 19 to 1098 and encodes 359 amino acids. NCBI's taxonomy places the organism in Eukaryota, Fungi, Basidiomycota, Agaricomycetes, Polyporales, Phanerochaetaceae. The record is from RefSeq and is a predicted model, not a curated record. Gene Ontology annotation, molecular function: dioxygenase activity. The transcript has 7 exons.
UGCUAUUUCUCCACCGUCAUGGCCGUCGCUCUUCCUCCCUUCCCUGAAGACGUCCCGACGCACCCCUUGCUCGUCGUCGACUAUGAGCUUAUCAAGAAGGGCGACCAGCAGGAGAUGGACAAGCUGUGGGAAGCGGCGACGAAGUUGGGCUUCUGGUAUCUCAGGAACCACGGCGUCGACGAAGAAGCUGACAGCAUGUUCGAGAUGGGCGCCGAAACCAUGCGUCUGCCCAUGGAAGAGAAGAUGAAGUUCGAGCAGGGUGACGACGGCGUCUCCUUCGGAUACAAGGCCGCAGGCGCGAACGCGGUCGACGAGUCCGGCCAGCUCGACACCGUCGAGUUCAUCAACAUCUCGAAGGACGACGCGCUCGCGUACCCGACGGCCGUCCACCGCACGUACCCGUCCACGGUCAACGCACGCAUGCCGAACACCGUCACGCCCUUCAUCCGCAAGUCGGUCGACAUCAACAACACGCUCAUGGCCGCGUUCAACGACAAGCUCGGCUUCCCCAAGGGCACCCUCGCGAAGCUCCACCUCGACACUGUGAACAGCUGCAGCGAGUCGCGCUGCAUCAAGAAUCCGCCCGCACGCGAGAUGGCCUCCGACAGGCAGGCCAUCGGCGCGCACACGGACUUUGGGUCCCUCUCUUUCCUGCACAACAGGCUUGGCGGCCUCCAAGUGUAUCCUCCGGGCACCGAGCAGUGGUAUUACAUCAAGCCCAUCCCCGGCCACGCCAUCUGCAACGUCGGCGACGCCCUCUCGCUCUUCAGCGGCGGCAUCCUGCGCUCGAACCUGCACCGCGUCGUGACCCCGCCCCGGGAGCAGGCCACCCACGAGCGCUGGUCCCUCGUCUUCUUCAGCCGGCCGAACAACUCCGCCGAGCUGCGCGCGCUCGCCGACCUCAGCCCCGUCGUCGCCGCCGCCGUGCGCGCCGCGCCGGACCCGGCCAAGUUCGAGACGGGCCAGACCGCGCGCGCCUGGUUCGCGCGCCGCAUCAAGAACCAGCGGAUCAAGAACCGCACGGGCCCCGAGACGUGGCGCGCGAGCCGCGGCACCGAGCAUAGCGAACAACAGGCUGCGGCUGUUUCUGCGUACUGAAGGCUGUGUGUCCCUCCCUGGAUUGGAUGCUGCGGAUCUGCCCGUUUUCUCGAUAUGUCUAUGGAUGAAUUUUGUAUUGUUAGCGCUACAUCGGGGUCUAUCUUCGGAGGGCCCGACCCCCAGGAAUAUAAUCUUAAUCUUUGUCCUC